AUGAAAAUCCAAGUUAAAAAGAAAGAUAGGGGAUCGGUUACUAUUCCGUGCAUUAUUGGUGAUAGAAAAUUCAAGAAGGCUCUGAUUAACUUAGGAGCAAGUGUGAGCUUGAUGCCACUAUCCAUCUACAAGAAAUUAGGCAUCAGCACCAUUCAAGAUACUCGGAUGACACUUCAGUUUGUUGAUCGCUCUAUUAGGCGACCAUAUGGGAUUGUGAAAGACGUUCUGGUAAAGAUUGACAAGUUUGUUUUCCCAGUUGACUUCGUCAUUCUGGAAAUACCCGAAGAUGAGGAGAUUCCUCUCAUAUUAAGCAGACCAUUGUUAGAGGCGGGACGAUGUAUGAUAGACAUAGAGGAAGGAACAAUGAUCCUCAAAGUCUAUGAUGAAGAGCUAAAGAGUGAUGUGCGGAACACGAUAUAA
This is a messenger RNA of Lathyrus oleraceus (garden pea), 420 nucleotides long. RefSeq lists its product as uncharacterized. The record is from RefSeq and is a predicted model, not a curated record. Gene Ontology annotation, molecular function: aspartic-type endopeptidase activity. NCBI's taxonomy places the organism in Eukaryota, Viridiplantae, Streptophyta, Magnoliopsida, Fabales, Fabaceae. The transcript has a single exon. The coding region runs from base 1 to 420 and encodes 139 amino acids. Gene Ontology annotation, biological process: proteolysis.